CUUUUUCCCUCCGAACUUCAACCAACACAUACACCCACAUAUCACAACCUUUCCAUUGCGUGGAUUUGUUUUCGAUCUUCACCUGCCCUUACUUAAUCUCCAUCCUCUCCCAAUCUGGCAAAUUCUCCAACAAAACCUCCAUCCAUUAACCUAAUUUUCUAUAACUUAGUCCACACACUCCAGCCAAACCAAACACAUGAUCUAUUAUUCUUUUGAUGUUAACUUGUCUUUUCUCUUUUCAAUUCCCUCACUCAACCACUCAAUUCCAAAGAAAAUUCCACACUCGUACACAUGAAAAGAGAGAAGGUAAAAAAUAGAGGCAAGAAAAUUGCCACUUUCUUGUAUGUUGUAAAACAAUAUAAACAAAUCCAUCCAGCAACUCUUAACUAACUGCUUCUAGCUAGCUCCUUCGAUUGGUCAAAGUUGAAUAAUGCAAUUAUUAUUCAAGCAACUUUCUGCUCCUCAUCAAGAAAACCACUCAUCACCUUCUUUUCCUUGAAAGAAAAUUUUAUUAAUUCCACCACUAUGCAUUACACUCCACAUUUUCUUUAGAAUAUGUUGGAAACAAAACCUUCACUUUCCAUGACAACUUAAUCAAAGCCUCAAUUCUCUUCAUAGCCCAUCAAUGGAUGGACUUGUAAAGUCUCAAGUUCCUCAUGAACGUUCCCUCCUUGCUCUCUUCAAAUCAUCACCCUCUUCAUCAUCGUUAUCUUCCUCAUUCUCUUCUUCUUGGACCUCUGAAGUAGUCCUUCAGACAAGGUCCAAGAUUCGGCGUGAAGGUGAGCCUAACAAUGUAGCAGACUUGAGAUCGGAACAAACACGUUCUCACAUAAUAGAAAAUGAAGCAAUUCAAGGUGUGGGAUUCAUCAAUGGCAUUGAUGGUCACAGUGGAAUGGAGUGGAAGGAUUUGGAGAAACGGUUCGACCAGGUGGCACGAACCGGAAGUGGAGCCGAACCGGUUGUGACAUGGUCCGAAUUUGGCUUCUGCAUUGGGAUGCACUCAUCACCAGAGUUUGCCAACGAAUUACUCAGAGCACUGAGACGCGGCAAGGGCUGGAAAUCCAAUAUCACCAAAACUGAUUUGUACCAUCUUUGGUUUCGGAUGAAGGAUAAUUCUUUUAACUCAAGAAUGCGAAUAUUCUUUGACAUGUGUAACAGAAACAAGGAUGGAAGAAUUACCGAGACAGAUAUAAAGCAGACAAUUUUAUUAACCGCUUCUACAAAUAAGCUAUCCGUGACACAUGAUGAAGCAGAGGACUAUGCUUCUUUGAUCAUGAAAUUUCUAGACAAGAAAAACAAAGGCUACAUUGAGAUAUCUCAAAUGGGGUCUCUAUUCAAGGCAACAAAUCUAUCAAAUUCAAAGGCACAUUCUCCAAUGAAACAAGUAUCAUCAGUAGGUAGCAGCACACACAAUGUUCUUCAUAACACUAGCGGUGACUUUUGUGAAGAACAACAAGAACCAAUGUCAAGGACUGAAGUUUUGUUCAGAACUUAUUGGAGACGUGCUUGGAUUGUUCUGGUUUGGUUGCUUGCAUGCUUGGGAUUGUUUGUGUGGAAAUUUGUUCAAUACCGCCAUAGAUCAGGGUUUGAAGUCAUGGGUUAUUGUCUUCCUACUGCUAAAGGUGCAGCUGAGACCUUAAAACUCAACAUGGCUCUUGUUCUUCUUCCUGUUUGUAGAAACACAAUCACGUGGCUCCGCAAACACCGUCCGAUCAACUCUGUUGUUCCAUUCAAUGACAACAUUAACUUCCACAAGCUUAUUGCAGGAGGAAUAGUGGUGGGUGUGAUCCUGCACGGUGGAACGCACCUUGCGUGCGAUUUCCCAAGAAUCAGUGAGUCGGAUAAAUCAAUAUUCCGGCAAACUAUUGCCGCAGGAUUCGGGUACCACCGGCCAACGUACACGCAAAUUUUGGCGACGACGGAGGUGGCCAGUGGGAUAGGCAUGGUGGUGUUAAUGGGCAUUGCAUUUGCACUGGCAGCCAAGUGGCCACGGCGUCGGUCACCGGUGCUGCCGGUGUCCCUCCGUCGUGUCACUGGUUACAACACAUUUUGGUACUCUCACCAUUUGUUUGUCCUUGUCUAUGCCCUGCUCAUUAUUCACUCCAUGUUCUUGUUCCUAACCGACAAGUUGAUGGAGAAAACGACAUGGAUGUACAUUGCUUUUCCAGUUUUAUUAUACGCUGGGGAGAGGAUCUUUCGAGCCAUUAGAUCUGGAUCUUACGAAGUUGAUAUUUUGAAGGCAAGUAUAUGUCCAGGAAAAGUUUUGUACCUCAAAAUGCAAAAACCAGAAGGUUUUAAGUUCCAUAGUGGCAUGUAUAUAUUCAUUCAGUGCCCCCAAAUUUCGCCCUUUGAAUGGCAUCCAUUUUCCUUGACUUCAGGGCCACAAGAUGACUACCUCAGUGUGCACAUUAGAACACUCGGAGACUGGAGCUACCAAAUAUAUGAUCUAUUCCAAGAGGCAGUGUUAUCACGAUCAAAAGGGUGUCCAAAACUGUACAUAGAUGGCCCUUAUGGUUCUGCUGCUCAAGACCAUGUAAAGUACGACAUUCUAGUACUAAUUGGUCUUGGCAUAGGAGCAACACCUUUCAUUAGCAUCCUUAAAGAUGUAGUUAAAGGUGUCCAGACAACGCAAAAUGAUCAUAGUGGUCUCAGACAAUGCAGCCUAACAAAGGGUCCAUUAAAAGCAUAUCUUUAUUGGGUUACAAGAGAGCCAAACUCUUUUGACUGGUUUAGAGAUGUCAUGAAGGAAAUCUCAAAUUCAACUAAAAAACAGUCGGUUGUGGAGAUGCACAAUUUCCUGACAAGUGUACAUCCAGAAGGAGAUAUUCGUUCAGCUUUGCUAAGUGUUAUUCAGGCCUUGCAUGUUGCCAAGAAUGGCACUGACAUAGUUUCCAGGACUCAAAUACACACACAUUUUGCUAGACCAAAUUGGUUCAACAUAUUUUCUAGAUUGGCUCGCAAGCAUGGAGGAGCUAAGAUUGGGGUUUUCUAUUGUGGACCAUCUAAAUUAGCAAGAGAAUUGAAGAAGUUGUGCACCAAAUUUUCCACCAAAACCACAACUAGAUUUGUUUUCCACAAGGAAAAUUACUAAACUUGUUUCUGAUGGAACAUAUCUGUUGAAGCAAUUCCUUAAUUAGGAAAGCAGUUCAGAAUCUUGGACAGUUUCCUUCUAUUUUGCCAGAGAAUUUGUAAAUAUAUUUGCUGCUCUGGUGUCUCCGACAUACCAACUUCGAAGAGGAUUCGGCAAUUGAAAAAUGAAAGAAAAUACGUCAGUCUUCAUUGUUCGUUGCAAGUUGAGUAUGUGUAUCCAUGCUAUUUCGGUAUUUGCUAUACACCUCAGGUAGCAAAUCAUACUUUUAGGAGAAGUAUAAACAAAAUAAAUUUUACAAAAGUACGAGAGUGACUAUUCUAUUACAAACAUACUCCGUAAUUAUCUGGUCUUUACUUUAAAUAUUAAUCUAGGUCCAUCUUUUUUUAAAAAACAAUUCUUGUAUUACAAUUCUCUCAUAUGUCAAGGCAGCAAACUUUAUAGACUGAGCUAAAGAACAAAUCUUGUACAAUUUAACGGGUAUCCGUAUAACAACAUGUCAAUAAACUGUGGAUUUUGAAUCUA
This is a messenger RNA of Glycine soja, 3613 nucleotides long. Its product is annotated as respiratory burst oxidase homolog protein F-like. The record is from RefSeq and is a predicted model, not a curated record. The transcript is spliced from 14 exons. NCBI's taxonomy places the organism in Eukaryota, Viridiplantae, Streptophyta, Magnoliopsida, Fabales, Fabaceae. Gene Ontology annotation, molecular function: peroxidase activity; NAD(P)H oxidase H2O2-forming activity. Gene Ontology annotation, cellular component: plasma membrane. Bases 626 to 3091 code for a protein of 821 amino acids.